Molecule: messenger RNA, 1545 nt
Organism: Peronospora matthiolae
Lineage: Eukaryota; Oomycota; Peronosporomycetes; Peronosporales; Peronosporaceae
Source: the annotation of a GenBank genome assembly
AUGGGGAACUCGCUUACAGUCUCGAAAAAACCGAAACACCAUCAACCUCAACAACAACAACUACCACCACCACAACACCAACACCCUCAAGCAGGAGACGAAGGGCAUUCACAUCAUCAACAGCAACGCUUUGCGUCCUUUUCUCGUCGCGUGACGUUGUCCCAGUCACCCGGUCCUUUUUUUCGACCUGUUGUCGUAGCCUCGUCCUCCUUCACGCAGCGGUCAGUCCUCGUCGAAUCUGGUCCGAGUCACGCCCCAAAACGUCCGAGCGAAGGCGUGACUAGUGACUGCAGUACGAUCACCGCGACCGAGUCAUUGCUCGGAACGAGACGGUCGGGUCAAGGUGUCGGGUGCUUUGGGGGUCCUCCUGACCAGCUCCAGAGCUUGAAACGCAAAACGGACGACGACGAGAUGCACGUUUUGUCACGACGGAAACCCCUCCCCCACGACACCCAGGAGGGUAGUGGGUACCAUGCUGACCAACCAAAUCACGCGCUGAAUAAGGAUGAUGAUGACGACCAAAGAGCCGGUUUUGUCAUGCCUUGUCAAGUCGGACAAGAAGAAGAAGCUGAAGCAAUAGAAGGUCAAGAAAAAGCCCACCGAGCAGCAGAAGAGCAGCGACGACGGAUCCAGCAAGCCGAGACGAUUUUGCUGGAGAUUGCAAAGGAGUUUGCAGCCAAGCGAGCUGCUGGGUUAGUCCCGAUGAAACCCGUGCCAGCGCGGACGUUAUUGUGGGAAGAGAUGGAGCGACGCGCUCAACGGGUGCGACUUGGUGUCGGCCGGCGAGGGACGUGUCUCUUUGGUCGCGAUUCCGACUCGGGGCCGUGUGGCUGCUCGACGUAUAAAACGGGGAAGAAGCUGCUGGAGGAUGGACGGGAGAACAGCACGGGAGGUGUGUGUGAGUGCUGCAACCACGGAGCUCCUUGGCAUCGACUGGCGGGAGGAACGAUGGCAGCGACUGCAAGUAGCACAUCGACGCUGUUCAAUUCCCGACUGACUGGUCGAUUGUCCAUGCGGUCGCGAAAAGGCACGAGUCGGAGUCGAGCCAGUAGUCGCAAUAGUAAUUAUGCUGCAGCACCGAGAAGUGCGAGUGGAGCGCUCCAGCAGACAUCGAUGGAAGGGUCCGUGUACUCGCUUGGUAGUGAUUACUAUGACGAAUUUGACGACGCGUACAGCGACGACGAGAGCGUUGACGAUGAUGAUGAUGAUGAUGAUGUUGCAAAUGAAGUGGCAAGGCCGCAUGGCAUGAUGGUGAUGGAUGAUCCGGCACCACCGCUCAUGCACAGUCACGCUCGAAGUGAAGGGGAUACAUUGGACCGGAGCUCGCUCUUUUCAAACGGAGACAGCUUUGGCUUGCCACCACGACUUUCAAGCACGAGCCGUCAUCUCGACAAGCUGCUGGGUGCAAUUGCAAAGUACCGCGCGAUGGGAUUGUCGGAAGCGGAGAUUGAAGUGAAGCUCCGACGGGACUUUCCACCGACGGAGCGACUAUCGCAUGAAGGCAAGCGGUCGUCAUCGUCUCGACCGACUCGUGCGAGUCAAUGA